UUUGCUAACACCUAAUUCAAGUAAAUUGUGAUAAGAAACUCUCACCCGGUAAGGGAAUCAUAAAGUUUUGAACAAGUGUGAUUGUAUCAUCAAUGAAGCUAUCAUCAACACUGAAUUUGAACCCUAACAGUUUUCAAUCCAAAUUCAAAUUCACACUUUCCAUUCUCAACUCUUUUUCUUUCUCUUCUCUCUCCAACCACGGUACCACCCAAUUCAAUCGCAAUUUCAACAACAACGCCAUCGACAGAAUCCUUCUCCGCUUUCGCACUUUAUCCGAACUUUCCAAUCAUCAUCACGAUGAACCUACCCGAACCCUACCGCCACAUCAAUUUUUGCACCGACAAUGGCUUCGCUCCGAUGACGCGAUUUUUCCAUCGGAGAACAACGAAGAGAAAGUAUUCAAGAAGAAAAAGAAGAAGAACGAAGUAAUGGCACGGUGUUUGGCGGAAGAAGAACUGAAUCGAUUGCGAACAAUCGGAAUGAAUCUCAAGGAGAAAAUCAGUAUCCCUAAAUCGGGUCUCACGCGUCCUGUCCUACACAAAAUUCAUCAUCAGUGGAACAAUAGCGAGUUGGUGAAGCUCAAGUUUCAUGAGUUUCUUUCCCAGAAUAUGAAACUUGCUCAUGACAUCGUUCAGGUAUAUGCUGCAGGCUUUGUUACUGAUUGGUUCUGAUAAUUUAAGAAUAUAGUAUUUGAAGAUUGUAUCAUCUAUAUAUUUUAUUGUUAUAUUUAAAGAGCUAAAAGUUUAGAUGUAUUAUUAGCACUUUUGUUGUUAACUAUUAAGUUUUUGAGAUUAACAUGACUAAGUUUGGGUUGCAUUUUGGUUAAAUAUA
Vicia villosa (hairy vetch) is the source of this 831-nucleotide messenger RNA. RefSeq lists its product as uncharacterized. Gene Ontology annotation, biological process: RNA splicing, via transesterification reactions. Gene Ontology annotation, molecular function: mRNA binding. The transcript has 2 exons. NCBI's taxonomy places the organism in Eukaryota, Viridiplantae, Streptophyta, Magnoliopsida, Fabales, Fabaceae. The coding region runs from base 93 to 671 and encodes 192 amino acids. The record is from RefSeq and is a predicted model, not a curated record.